Messenger RNA from Cornus florida, 636 nucleotides. RefSeq lists its product as uncharacterized. NCBI's taxonomy places the organism in Eukaryota, Viridiplantae, Streptophyta, Magnoliopsida, Cornales, Cornaceae. The coding region runs from base 1 to 636 and encodes 211 amino acids. Gene Ontology annotation, molecular function: protein binding; DNA binding. Gene Ontology annotation, biological process: regulation of DNA damage checkpoint. The record is from RefSeq and is a predicted model, not a curated record. The transcript is spliced from 4 exons. Gene Ontology annotation, cellular component: nucleus.
AUGGCGCCUAAAAAACUCAGCGAAUACGAGCGUAAAAGACUGGAGAAUAUCAAGCGUAAUGGUGAAAUGAUCACUUGUCUCAAGAUCCAUUCCAGAGUCGAUGAACUCUCCGCUGCAACAAAGCGCCAAAGAGUACAAAACAAAUCUUACAAAGUUAGCCCCAAGAAGAAAUCGAAAACUGAAACCCCAAUUGUGAUUCGGAGGUCCCUUCGGACCCGACUGGUGCCGUCAGAUUCACCAAAUUUUAAGAAGUUGCCUCAUGAAUUGGGUCCUCUCCGUAUGAGAGAUGCGUAUAGGGGUGCCAGCACUGAUCGAAGGCUCAUCGAAACAAUUUUAGGUGUUUCAAAGAAAUCCCAUUUAUCUUAUAGUGGUAGUUCAGUCAAAGGGAUUGAUAAGGGUUCUAAAAAGAGUGCCAAGGUUGUGUCUGGGCGAAUAUUCUCUCUUCGGUUCUUUCCGUCUGCGGAUAUGAGAAUGGUUGUUGUGGGGAACAGGUCUGGGGCGGUUGGACUUUGGAAUGUGGAUUCUGGAGAGGAGGAUGGAGAUGGGAUUUAUGUAUACAACCCUCAUUCCGGGCCAGUUGGAGGGAUUGCAAUUCAACCCUUUUUACUGUCAAAGUACUUUGAUAAAGUUGUAUGA